Molecule: messenger RNA, 2004 nt
Organism: Caenorhabditis remanei
Lineage: Eukaryota; Metazoa; Nematoda; Chromadorea; Rhabditida; Rhabditidae
Exons: 11
Coding region: 1-2004 (667 amino acids)
Cellular component (GO): nucleus
Molecular function (GO): histone H3K9 methyltransferase activity; protein binding
Source: RefSeq, a predicted model, not a curated record
AUGCAUCGGUCGUUUGCAUCUAUGCGCACGUUCGAAAAGUAUGAUACAUUAAAUGACUUCAAAAAUCAACUGAAAAGACAGGAACCCGAGCAACAAGUACCUGAUGUUCUGCAACAUGAAAAAGAUCCGGGUGAAAACUCUGAAAAUGAAAUGGAGAUGGAACAAGAGCACGGGGAACAAGAGCAACAAGUUCCGCAAGUUCCAGAGCAACAAAGACAUGCUCAACAUGGCAAUGAAGAGGAUGGUCCACCCCACGGAAUGGAAGAAGAGGAAGAGGAACCGGUGGACCUUGAACCAGUUCAAGAUGUGCCAGUGAGACGGACUGCGCGAUCCACGCGACGAUCUUCUCAUCAAGUUGCCGGAGUAAGACGAAAACGGCCUCGUCGCGAAGUUCCGAGACAGAAUGCAAACCUCCCUUCCACUGGCCACACAACACAGCCAGAAGAUACGAACAACACGCCAGGAUCAUAUGUUCAUGAAGUGAAGACUGUUUUUGAUAAAGAGGAUGCAGAAGAAAUAGAAGACAAUUUGGAAACUGAGGCUGGAUUGGCUAAAUUCUUGAACAAGCGCCUCAUCUUCAUGGUUGUCGGAGAAAAAAAGAUUGAUAACCCAAGAAUUAAAAUCGUCCGGCAGUAUGAAGCACGUCUUCCGAAAAACUGCCAGGAAGCAUAUCAAGGACAACGGAAGGGAUCAUCCUGGCUCCAAAACCAAAUCCGACAUCCCGGAGUUCCAAUUAAAAAAUUUUCCAGUGCUGAUUUAGGAAAGUUUGGACAAUCAAAAGAAGGUUGGAGCGUCCAAUCAAUAUUCAAGAGUGAAACUCCAAACCAUGUUUGGGUGCUCUUUGUUGGGUGGGAUUCCACAACAAUGGAACUCAAAACGACGGCCGAGAUUAAGAAAACUGCCCCAGAUAUGGUCAAAAAAUUCGAAAAGAAAAACGAGUUUUGGAAAGAAGUAGAAAAGAUGUACAAAGAGAAGGGCUUGUUUGAUUCGUUGGAAAUUGGUUUUGCCAGGGAAAAGUUCGUCACGGAGGAAAUGGCCAAUGAUCCAUCAAAUCGGUACUGGCUGUACCAAGACCAGUCCUUUUUUCACACCAUGAUUCAAGAAAAUUAUGGACUUGGUGCAGUGCAAUAUGUGUGCCUCAAAGAAGAGAUGGUUCCACCCCCGAAGUUCACAUACACUCCUCACAACAUCAUGAGGGAAUAUGUAUUGGAAAAAUGCAAAGCAAUAUCUGAUGAUUACCAGAAGAAAUUGGAGGAAGCAUUCAAAAAAGGUGCCAGAGAAUUGAAAGGAAAUGGAGGAGGAUGUGAAACACCGCACACAUGCAAAUGCAAAAUUGUGUUUGAAACAUUGUUCCGGCGGAAUCCGCAACAGCCAAGAUGGAACCGGCUUCGUUUGAAGCACAAUGCCGAUGGCCUUCUGGAGUUUCCCGUCGAGUUUGACAGAAACAAUCAACGAAUUGUUAUUGAAUGCACUGACGCGUGCGGUUGUUCCAUGAGGUGCCCUUGUCGACCGCUCCAGCAAGUGAGACGAAAUCCCGUCAUCAUAUUCUACAAUUUUCUGAUGAAUCAAUUUGGACUGAAGACGGGAGUAUCUCUCAGAGAAGGAGACCUGAUCUUCGAAUACACAGGAGAGUUGAUUUGGGAGCUCGAUGGACAAAAGAGACGUGGAAGAAACUCCUCCUAUGACGCGGAUUUCAAGGUACUUGGAGAUGGCUUCGUCAUUUCUUCAUGGAAGAUUGGAAAUGUUGCUCGUUUCAUGAGUCAUUCGUGCAACCCGAAUGCCAUCUUCAUUGAGGUUUAUGUGCAACAGAACCCGGGAGAUCCAGUCAUUCCUCGUAUUGCAGUCUAUGCUCUGAGGGACAUCAAAAAUGGAGAAGAUGUCACGAUUGCAUACUGGGACAAGGAUGAUAUGCCUCUAAUUGGAGACGAUAAGUGCUUGUGCGCUCCAGAUUGUCCUCGAUAUUUGGUAAGAGUCGAAGAUGACGAUGACGAUGACCGAAAAUAG